This is a messenger RNA of Didymella exigua CBS 183.55, 2196 nucleotides long. RefSeq lists its product as uncharacterized. The transcript is spliced from 3 exons. The coding region runs from base 1 to 2196 and encodes 731 amino acids. NCBI's taxonomy places the organism in Eukaryota, Fungi, Ascomycota, Dothideomycetes, Pleosporales, Didymellaceae. The record is from RefSeq and is a predicted model, not a curated record.
AUGGGUCGACUGAGUGGAUUGCCGAUGAUCAAAUGUUCAUCAUGUGGGAUUGACAUCGACAUCUUGCAGCUGGCUGAUCACGUCUGUGCCAAACCUCCACCUUCAACAGCAACAGCCUCAACUGCACCACUCCCACCUGCAACCCAAGCUCAAGCUCAACCGCGAGCACCUACGCCAGAAAUACCGUCGCCGAAGGUCGAACGCGCCACGACUUUUGGAGGCCCAUCGUUCAGUACUAGAUAUGAGGCUCAAUCGAACCCUGCCAAUCGAAUGCCGGCACCACCCAGGAUAGACUCACAAGCUGCCAAUAAACCCUUUCGACCCAUGGAACUAUCGCCGAUGAGCAGCAACUAUAGCGACCCACGAAGUCGUUCUCCGCUACCGUCUGGAGGUCCUAGGUCCCCGUACGCGCUGAAUCGAAGUGCAACAAGCCCGGUACCACCGUCUGUUUCGCCACCCUCACCAAACUUUCACGCGAACAUGGACUCUGCGUUCCCGAAAUUUCCCACUAAUCGAGCAGCUACACCGCGAAGCGAACGAUCGCAAGACCGCGACAGGCUCGAUGCCACCUACAAUCAGCAAUACCCUGAACCCAGUCCCCUAUUCGCGCCUCUUAGUCCCUACCUAAACGGUGGCGAGAACGUCUCAAAACGCAUGGACAGCAUUGCACCAGGCCCCUUCGACGGCCGACGGCCGAGCACAGCCAACAGUGCGCCUAGAUCGCAUUCACAGGAGCCAGCAUUUGGGCACCGUAGGUCAGAGACACAAGGAAGCAUCAGGAGCGUUGAGAGUAGGCCGAAGUCAAGAACAUCGCUGGCAUCAAGCACAUCACGGGCUUCGGCUUAUUCGAACCGCAGUGCUGGAAGCCGGGACCAUGCUGGAGCGAUGCCCCCUCCACCAUUACCAGCUUCUGCUGAUGAGAGUGAAGGCAUUGACGCCUUCCUCGGGCGUCUUCAGAACGAGGCUCGACGCCCUGCACAGUUGACGCAUGAGGACAGGUCGAAGACAUAUCCGCUCGCGAGUCAGGAGAGGCGAGGGCCGCCGCCACGACCAAGAAGACCUUCUGAGAAAGACUUGCCUCCAGCGAACAUUGCCGAGUACAAGACUUCGGACUUCGCACCACGAUCAAACAAUAUGUUACCUUCACGUACCCCAAGUCGGGCAGCAUCAGAAACAGAUUCGCAGAGAGACCCCGGGCCUGCACGGUCGUUGCAACCACCUCCCUCAGUCACCACAAACUACUACAUCGAGACACCAUCUGGCGCUCUACACACCCCGUCUGACUCGGGCCUGUCGGAUGAUUCUUACGCUAGCUACACUACAAGAAGCAACGCCAGCUCUCGUUCGAGUCCGCCCAGCUCUGAGGCUGGUCAUUCGCGCGAUGUAUCGAAGGUCAGCCGCUCAGAUUAUCCUGCUGAGGAAAGACUCCAAAGAACUGCCAGUCCUGAUUCUUACGCCGAAGCAAGAGCUCCUCCAUCUCAAGCGCAACGACGAGUACCUGCGAGCUACACACGCCCGAACCUCGCUGAACCGAUUCCACAAAUCUUGUCUCCAGGCUUCCCAAGCCCUAGUGUACCAGAAUCCCCAAUGGACCCCGCCAUUCAGCUAGGCGCAUCGUUCGAAAGACGCCCGAAAGAUUCGUUUGCACCACAAGAUCCUGCUUUAAACCUUGCUCAGAGCCCCCGAACGCGUCGACCAGAGUCUAGACCACGACAGGCAGAAACACGCCGACCAGCGCCAGCAAGCAAAGGCAAUUGUCGCGGCUGUUCUGAGCUCAUCGUCGGAAAAUCCGUCAAAGAUUCUUCGGGCCGCCUCGGUGGGCGCUACCACAGGUCUUGUUUCGUUUGCCGAACAUGUGGCGACGGCUUCCCAACCGCUGAGUUCUACGUCUACGACAAUGCGCCGUAUUGUGAGCAUCACUACCACGAUCUUAACGGGUCGCUUUGCAACACCUGCAAUCGCGGUAUUGAAGGGCAAUAUCUGCAGACAGACAGACGAGAGAAGUUCCAUCCCAGAUGCUUCACAUGUUCUACAUGCAGGAUCCCAUUGAGCGCCGACUAUUAUGAAGUGGGCGGACAUAAGCUUUGCGAGCGACACGGUCAACAAGCUGCAGCUCCACGCCAGAACUAUCUUGGACCUGGCGACUACCGUCCGCGCAAUGUGCAGAAACGCCGAACGAGACUCAUGAUGAUGUGA